GUUUAAAAUUUUAUCAAUUAAUAGGAAUAAAAUGGUAAAUCUAUUAUACCAAUCAUUGAUUUUUUAAUAAAUAUAUCAAAUCAAAAUUUGACAAAUAAAAACGAAUUGGGGAGUAGUUUGGUAGGGUCUAGGAAUCAUACAAGAUUCUCCAAGUAAUGUUAGGCACGUGGUAAGGCAAGAAUGAAACCCUCACAUAGAUUUGUCACGGCCGCCUGAAUAUUCAGCUCAAGGGCCCCUUGCUGCUUCUGGAAGCUGUAAAUUCGUCAGUAUUCAGUUCUAACACUUUUUCAUUUUCUGCAAACUUUUCAAUUCUUAUCCCUCUUUUUAACAACCUCAUUUGUUGUAUUUUGUAACUGAGAAAAAAAAAUCCAUUGAAAUUUCUUCUUCUUUCUAUGGUCUUGUCAAAUGCCAACAAGAACUCAUUUUUACACUGAUAAAUAAGGGAUAAGAUUGUUCUUUUUUAACCCAAUGUAGAGGAGACUUUUAAGGAAUCUUGAAAAAAAGAAUAUUUUGGUAUCUGAAAAUGCUUCUUUCACAGCAGUUCAAGGUUCAAUUUUUCAGCCACCCUAGUUCUCAUACUAAGUUUCUAGCUCAUGGUAAAAGCUUAAAAGUUCCAACCUUUAAGCAAGUACUCUAUAAGCCCAUUCUAUGUGUAAAGCACAAAUCUUUAGCUGUUUCUUUGGAUGUAGAUGAACCUAGUGUUUCAGAUGAAAGUUGCAAUCUUGAAGAAAAGAUUGAAGUGGUUCAAGAAAAAAGCUUUUGGGGUGCUGUGGGGUUGAUUGUUGGUACUGCUGUAGGUCCAGGAAUGUUGGGAUUACCUGCAGCAACUGUAAAAUCUGGUCCAAUUCCAUCAACCAUAUCUCUUUUGUUGACUUGGGUUUAUGUUAUUUCCUCUAUCAUUCUUGUAGCAGAGCUUAGUUUUGCAGCUAUGGAGGAAGAUGGGGUAGAUGAAGUUAGUUUCACUAGUCUUGCAACCAAGGCAUUAGGAAGUAAACUUGGGUCUUUUGUUGCUUUGGUUUAUGGUUCACUAACUUUUGCUUUGUUGGUAGCCUGUGUUUCAGGUAUUGGUUCAAUUAUUUCUCAGUGGUUUCCCAAGAUUAAUCAUGUUCUUGCUAAUGGGCUGUUUCCAUCACUAGUGGGGAUAGUUCUAUGUUUGUUGCCUUUUAAGGUUAUUGAUGUAGCCAAUAGGUGUCUAUGCAUUACAAUGCUUUUCUCCAUUACAGCAUUAGUUGUAAUUGGAAUAAUUGUUGGGAGAAUGAGUAUUCUUGAUUCUUUUGGAUUUGCUUCUUGGAGAUUUUCAUCAGUUUUGCCUGCUAUUCCUGUGGCUGUGCUUACAAUGGGGUUCCAUGUAAUCACACCUUUCAUUUGUAAAAUUGCUGGAAACACUGUACAUGAUGCUAGAAAAGCAAUAAUUGUAGGUGGGACCAUUCCUCUAGUCAUGGUAGUAUCAUGGAAUUUGAUUGUUUUGGGACUUUCUGGUCACAAUGCUUCAUCUGUCUCAAGCGAUCCGAUCUCACUCUUGCUCUCUGUCAAUUCCUCUGCUCUACCAGCAGUUCAAGGUUUUGCAUUUUCAGCACUAGCCACUAGCUUGAUAGGAUAUGCUGUUAGCUUUCCGAAACAGGUUGUCGAUACCUUGGAUUUGAUCUUUAGUAGUUCCAGUCCCAGUCCAUCUAGAGGAGUAACAACUCGUGAUGAAGUAGGCAACGUUGGUUCAGCCGCAUUUAGGUUGAGGAAAAAUUUUGGAAAUGCAGGGAAAGUUUCUUAUAAGGGAAUCAAGAAUGAUAAUGCUUCAGAAAAUAGAGUGGACUCUGGUUUCAAAUCUUUGCAAAGCCUUGUGAUUCCUUUUGUUCUAGCUUUGCCAGUUCUCAUUGGCUCUUUCUUUCCCUCUACAUUUUCAAGAGCUCUUGAUUUUGCUGGGAUUUACGCCAACUGUUUUCUGUUUGGCAUCCUUCCUCCGGUGAUGACGUACAUUUAUCAGUCCAGGAGAAAGCUCAGGUUAGGCAUCUUACCAGGAGGAGCUGGCGCGCUGCUACUACUUUUCGUCAUUGCUAUUAUUCUAGCCAUUUGGCAUUAGAUAUUGUACUUCUCUGCUAGACUUGCACCAUUGAUAUGCAUGUAAUUUUCCUGAUUCUUGAAGGUUCUAUGGAGACUACUAAGUAAAUUUGAAAGAUUUGAAUCAAGAAAGCUUGUAUAGUUCUCAUUCUUUUGUUGUAACAGAUGCAUCUUGGCUCUUGCCACUACAUGCUGGAUCAUGGUGGCUACAUUGGGUUGCCCAUUAUGUUAGUUUGCCCUAGUAAGGCAACAUAUUUGAGCUAGCUAUGCACAUCUUACGAGGAGACGACUCUGUAUAUCACGUGGGUGUCAGCAGUAUGAAAUAUCAACCUUCGAAAAGUCAAAUUGUGGCUUUGUAAGUAUGGAGAUUAUGACCCUGGCAACCCGACACGUGUUAAGUCUCCCACAUCGGUGGGCGAUGGGGUCCUUUGGUCUCCUUAUAUGGAGUUAGGCCCAGGUGCUAUAUCUAUCAACACGAACUUAGUGAAAAAUGACACAUGGGAUAUGAUCUUACAAUGUUUUUUUUUCCUAAUCAAACUGUAAAUGGGCAUAUCUUCACACAUUUGUAGAGGAUAAUAAUAAUACCAGCAAAACCUGUUCAUGAAUCAUACUAAACCUGAAGGGUUAAGGAGCC
Solanum dulcamara is the source of this 2686-nucleotide messenger RNA. RefSeq lists its product as uncharacterized. Gene Ontology annotation, biological process: amino acid transmembrane transport. NCBI's taxonomy places the organism in Eukaryota, Viridiplantae, Streptophyta, Magnoliopsida, Solanales, Solanaceae. The record is from RefSeq and is a predicted model, not a curated record. Bases 524 to 2074 code for a protein of 516 amino acids. The transcript has 2 exons.